UUGGGAAAUAUAGCCAUGGCAAAGAAUGUUUCUAGGGCAGCUUGGAACACUGUGUAUGAGAAAGGUCUGGUUGAUGUGCUCCUUGAAUAUAAAGACAACCCAAAGUUCAAAAGUCAAAAUGGUUGGACUGUUGAGGGAUGGAACAAUAUCACAAACAAGUUCAAUGAGAGGUAUCCUCUAGCCCAUUACUCCAAACAGCAAAUGCAAGACAAAGAUAAGGAGCUUAAAUCUCAUUACAAGGCAGUAAGAGAUUCAAGGAAAGAAAGUGGGGUGGGUUGGAAUGAUUCCCUAUGUAUGAUAGUGGCUGAGCCAGAACUUUGGGAAAAGCUCAUCCUUGUAAGUCAUUUCCUCAAUAUUGAAUAUGUUUUCUUAAUAUUGCACAUGUAUUUUUACUCAUCUUCUCUCUUUUUAGGUAGUGUGGCUACAGGAGAUUUGAAUUUCACAUCCACUCAGCAAAUGCCACCACCUUCUUUCAUUCCUGUUCGUCCUCUUACUGCCCCUCCUGGUGGCCCUCUUGCUACAGCUUCCGCUUCUGCUACUGCUCAUUCGAACAGGAGUACCUCUGAACAAAGCCACUCUCCCUUGCACCCCCACACAAACCCAUUCUCCAUGGAUUGGCAAGAAAUAUCAAAUGAAGCUCAAUCAAGACAUGAAGAAGGUAGAAAUGGGAGAAAGCGCAAGCAAAGCCAAAUUGGAGCAACCAUUGAAAGUUUUGUGGAUUUUAAGAGGAGCGCCACAUCCAAAACGCUCGAAGGUAUUGAAGAAGUGUCUAUGGAGAAGUGUCUAGACAAGUUGGAUAGAAUUGACGGGUUCACUGAUGAGGAUAGAUCAUAUGCAAUGGAGGUCUUUGAAUCAGCGAUAAACAGAGAGGUGUUUAUGAAGUCAAAAAACCACAAUGCUAGAUUACUUUGGUUGAAGAGGAAAAUUAGUGUGUUAAGUGGAAGCAACACAUGAAGCGGACAUGGAGAAGGAAGCUGGCAUGACACUAAAACGCAUUAAGUUGACAUGUGACGUUCAUGUUUUAGAUGUCUUAUUCUACUGCCAAACUUCCUAAUACUCCAUUUUUAUACUAUAUUGUCUAUCUGUACGUGUGAAUCGAGAUGAUGAUAUUAUGUGAUGUGAUGAUGGAUGGAUUAGCUUCGUUGAAUAUUAGAUGAUAUUAUGUGAUGAUGAUAUUA
Molecule: messenger RNA, 1178 nt
Organism: Zea mays
Lineage: Eukaryota; Viridiplantae; Streptophyta; Magnoliopsida; Poales; Poaceae
Exons: 5
Coding region: 16-954 (312 amino acids)
Source: RefSeq, a predicted model, not a curated record